UCCCUUUGCCGCGCUUGCUGGGGUUUUUCCCAAAGGUUGAGAACGUGAUUCCGGAGGGCUGCAAUAGGAGCAGGUGGAGAAGCAUCCUUGUUUUGGCAGUUGCUGCAGUUCUUCCUCUUAUCGUGGGUCUGAUCCAAGAAAGGACAAGCUUCCUUCCGUUGCUGUUUGAGCUUCAGUGAACUGUUGCUCAGAAUCUAGGCACUUCGGACACUUCGUCUCACUCCUUUCUCUGGUUUCACUGUAUAAAUCACUUAUACAUUUGUAACCCUGUGACUCUACUUUCUGCUCAUUGCCCAGAGGAAGGGGUCAAACAGGAAUUGCAAGUGUUUUGACGAAAGGGUCUGAGUACUGCAAGGAACUGUCUAAGGUGCUGAAGCUUCCCUAGCGUUUGUCUCCACCAGCGCCACAAGGGCUUAGAUUGCACGUUUUCUGUUCUCUUUCUGGUUCCCUAUGCCUUGGGUAAGUCUGUUAUCAGGAUCGUGAAUAUAUCUCUCCGUAUCAUGGCACACGUGAGACACUUUCGGACAUUAGUUUCUGGAUUUUAUUUCUGGGAAGCAGCACUAUUACUCAGUUUGGUUGCUACAAAGGAAACAAAUAGUGCAAGAUCUCGAAGUACUCCAAUGUCACCAUCUGACUUUCUGGAUAAAUUAAUGGGGAGGACAUCAGGGUAUGAUGCAAGAAUCAGACCUAAUUUUAAAGGCCCUCCAGUUAAUGUCACAUGCAACAUAUUCAUAAACAGCUUUGGCUCUAUUGCAGAGACAACUAUGGAUUACAGAGUGAAUAUCUUUCUUCGUCAAAAAUGGAACGAUCCUCGCCUUGCAUACAGUGAAUAUCCUGAUGAUUCUUUAGACCUCGACCCAUCCAUGUUGGACUCCAUUUGGAAGCCUGAUUUGUUCUUUGCCAAUGAAAAGGGUGCCAAUUUUCAUGAAGUCACAACAGACAACAAAUUGCUAAGAAUUUUCAAAAAUGGAAAUGUUCUUUACUCGAUAAGAUUAACAUUAACACUUUCCUGUCCAAUGGAUCUCAAAAAUUUUCCAAUGGAUGUACAAACGUGUAUAAUGCAACUGGAAAGUUUUGGGUAUACAAUGAAUGAUCUUAUUUUUGAAUGGCAAGAUGAAGCACCUGUACAAGUGGCCGAAGGACUAACUUUGCCCCAGUUUCUGUUGAAAGAAGAAAAAGAUUUACGAUACUGCACUAAACAUUACAAUACAGGAAAGUUUACAUGUAUAGAAGUACGAUUCCAUCUGGAACGACAAAUGGGAUACUAUCUCAUUCAGAUGUACAUUCCCAGUCUCCUGAUUGUUAUUCUAUCCUGGGUUUCAUUCUGGAUCAAUAUGGAUGCAGCUCCAGCCAGGGUAGCUCUGGGAAUAACAACUGUACUUACUAUGACUACACAGAGUUCUGGAUCACGAGCUUCCUUACCAAAGGUUUCAUAUGUCAAAGCUAUUGACAUUUGGAUGGCAGUAUGCCUCCUUUUUGUGUUUUCAGCACUUCUGGAAUAUGCAGCUGUAAAUUUUGUAUCAAGACAGCACAAAGAACUGCUGCGACUUCGACGAAAGAGAAAGAAUAAGACAGAAGCUUUUGCAUUGGAGAAGUUUUACCGUUUCUCAGACACGGAAGAUGAGGUAAGGGAAAGCCGAUUCAGCUUCACAGCAUAUGGAAUGGGACCAUGUCUGCAAGCAAAAGAUGGUGUAACUCCAAAGGGCCCAAACCAUCCUGUACAGGUAAUGCCAAAAAAUCCUGAUGAAAUGAGGAAGGUCUUUAUUGAUCGGGCCAAGAAGAUUGACACCAUCUCCCGAGCCUGCUUCCCAUUAGCUUUCUUGAUUUUUAACAUUUUCUACUGGGUUAUCUAUAAAAUCCUUAGGCAUGAGGAUAUUCAUCAGCAACAAGAUUAAGUCCCUGAUGGCAUACAAACACAAACAUUAAAUUCAGAAGAAAAUUUUCUUGCCAUAGCUGUAUGUAUGUGUGCAUAUGUACAUGUGCGCUGUGUCCAAAUGAUAGCCAUUAUAUUAAAACAGUAAGAGGAAAAGGUUUAUUUUGAUUUUUAUGUGAAGUCAUGAGAGAAGCCAAGGUUCUUUUAAUGGAUACAAAAUAUGUAUUAUGGGGAUUCUGUUUCAUGUUAAUUCAAGAAGAAAUGUUUUCUUCAUAGUAAAUCAUAUAUGUGGAAGCUUUACUGCCAAUAUGUUUGUAUGUUAUAUAAUAUUACAUAGUAGUAGAUGUAAAAACUACUUUGGAGUAUCUUGAUUUUUAAUUCAGUGAUAUUAACUGUGACAAAAGCAAGAUUUGUACAGUAAAUUUUAUGAAAGAAAAAAGGAAAAUGACAAAGAUAAAAAAUAUUAAUAGUUUGAACUGUAAAAUUAUUUUCUUAUAUUCACACAAAAGGAAAGUAUUCAGUAAUUCAGUGGAAAAUUCACUCAAAUUAAGUAUUAUUAUACAGAGAAACACUAUAGAACAUAUGUAGUGACAAAAAGUUUCAAAUUAGGAGGUUAAAAACUUUCAUUGUUUAGAAUACUAUAUACAAAUAUUUAGAAUACCAAGUUUUCCUUUGUGGAGAUUUCAAGCAAAUGGCUUAGUAGAUCACACUGUAUUCAAAAACCUACUUUUCAUAAAAUUUGUAUCUCUAGGAAUAAGGAUGGAAUUACUUAAAGACAUUUUUGUUUUUAAAUAAUUGUUACAAUUAUGUAUUUUAAAUUAUUGCCAAACACUGAAAAAUUCAAGCCAGCACCUUCAUUUUUGUUAUAUUUUUAAUAGCUGCUUACUUGUUUGUGAUUACAUUUAAUGUUUUGAUAUAUAACUGAACAAAGUUCAGUAACUUUUAUAUUUUGGUUUAGAAUGAGACUUUAAAUAUCAAUGUAAUUAAAAGUAUUUACAUUUUGAUAAAAAUGAAUUCAAUGAAAACAAAUUCAUGAAACCUUUUUUAAUAAGCACAGUUUCCCAUCAAAAUUACAUGGGUUCAAACUUUCCAAAUAUAAAGAGAGUAGGUUUAUAAUUGAUAUGUCACUCAAUUCUAUGAAGAUUGUUUUCAUAUUUCUGAAUUAAUGAAUUCAAAAUAUAAGCCAUUCACAACAUGUGAAUGAUUUUAAAUAAAAAUUUUACUUAAAAUUUAUCAAUUCCCCCAUGGAAUUAUUUCAACUGCAAUGGGGUAUCAGCUCAUUUCAUGCAGUGUAAUUAGGUAGAAACAUGUGAUAGUGUUCUUGGUUAAGCUGAACCAGACUCUAAUUCUUUUCUCUUGCUAUUUUUUUAAAUUAUUUUUUUACCAUCAAUGUUGUAUUUGAAAAUAUUUUUGAGUGCUUUUAAGAUAUUUUAAUUAUCAGUAGCACUGGAUGAAAACUCAGUGUAUCAAAUUAUUUACAGAGAAAAAUAAACAUUAAGCUGAUAUAAGAUAGAAAAAUAAGCCAGUUCUGAAAUCGUGUGUACUAUUUUCUGACCUUUAACCACUCUCAAACUAAAAGCAGGAACUGUCAUUUAAAAUGGAAUCUUUUCAAUGUUUUUGUACUUUGGUUUAGUUUUUAAAAAUUAACUUUAAAAAAGUACUUAGUAUUAAAAAAACAAAUUCUCUAAGUAAUUGAGACAAGAAAAAUAUGUCAUCAUGAAAAUUCUACAACUGGAAGAAUUUACUAUUAUGUACUUUACCUACUUUGAGGACUACCCACCCCAAAAUUAUACAUAUGUGUCUUCAUUUGCUGUCUAUGAACUAAAACCAUGAAAGAAUAUUCUCAUAAUGAAGAUAAGAGCAAAACAGACUGUUUCUUAUCACUGAGAACUAGUUGGGGGAUUUGACAUAAUGAUAAACUAAACUGUCUCAAUGUCUAUGAAAUACUUGAAUACAUUUUUCUAUAUUUUAUAUAUUUUAUUUCAAAGUUUUCUAACACUGCUUACAUUAAAUUAAUUCUGAAAAAAGAAAACAAAUAUAUUAAGAUAAGCAUACAUAGUCCCAAAAGAAAUUCAUAGACAUCACUUGCUUUCAUACUUAAGGAUAUUACAAAUGUGUCAUUUUUUUAAAGCCUAAAACUAUGAAUGUAAGUUUACUAGCAAUGAGAAAACUUGUCAACAAGGGCAUCAGUACUUUCAGAAAUAUAUCAAAACUAUUAAACUUCCCUUAGGCAUAAUUUUAAUUUCCUAUUAUUCUUAUUAUUGCCCUCCUGCAUAAGAAAAUACUCUCUCAUAGCCUCACUUACACAGUAACAGUGACAAGAUAAACACAGCUGAAUGCAAAAUGUUCAAAGUUAAUGUCCCCUCUAAUGACUCCUUACACUGUAAAACUAUAUUGUAAUUAGCAUCCUGAAAUAGUACUUGCUCCGACAAGCCCUGUUUCAGACCAGCAUAUUUUAAAUUAAAAAAAAAAAAACUACUAAUGGUGAGAAAUUUUUAAAGUGUACAUAUACACUAAAUACCACACAUUUUGUUGGAUUUCCAGUAUUGAUAUUCUAAAAACGUUCUGAAAUAGCCAUAUUAGAAAGUGCAUACAGUUUUUUUUAAAAAGUUACUUAUCUCAUGGGCUGGAAAUUUGGCUCAGUUUGUUAAACACUUGCCUGGCAUGCAUGAGGCCCUGGGUUAGAUUCCUAGUGUGUGUAUGUCUCUCUCUUUCUCUCUCUCUCUCUUAUACACACACACAUAUACACACACACACACAAACACAAACACCUCAACCAAUGAAAUAUUUGGUAACACAGCCUAUGAAUUUUAAAGAAAUCUUGUCAACAUACAUGUGUUCAACCUUCUCUUUCCUUCCCAUUAGAAUUAGACUUACACUAUGAUAGAAACCUAGCACUUUCUUUACUACUUAUAUUAGGAAACCAGAAUCACCCUAGAAGCAAGAAAGCAAGGGUCUUUAAAACUUUCCCCAGCCUUUCCAGAAAUUUUUUCAUGACACUUAUCUGAAAAGUCCAUCCAAUUCUCAGUGUUAUAUGAAAAUGAACAUUAUGGUUGUUCAUAGUAUUACAUAAUAAAUUUUACUCUAUGAAUAUAUUCUAAUAAUCUUUAUCUUAAUUUUGAAUUAUAAAUGUUUAUAAAUUCUAAAUAUGUAUAACUAAGACAUAAAUAUAUGUUUAACAGAAGAGAACAAGUUGUUAACUCUUCUACAUUCUGUGCAACUUACAAUUAUAUAACAUUUGGAGAAAAUUAGUAUCCUUCAUACUACAUAUCCUUUUCCUGAAUAUCAUUCAUCUCAUUUUUUAAAUAUAGUCUUCUAUUCCUAAUAUGAUACACCUCAACUUUCUGAUUACUUGGGGGAAUUGAAUAGUAUAAUGUCAGCUAAAUUUUUCCUUUUACCUACAAAGUACACAUUCCAUGAAAUUGGCUCCAGUUAAUAUGGGACUUGCCAAAAUUAAAAUAGCUUCUUCUAGUAUUAAAAGUAGAAAACUGGAAAUACCAUAUUCAAAGAUAUCCCUCUCUAACAAUGAUUUAGAGCACUCUAAGAAACUCUUGAGAAUGAAAACGUGUCUAAUAAUCCUCAGAUAGAUCAUUAACAAUCUUUGAGGUGAUAUCUUCUACUCCAAAAUGAAUUUCACACACUUUACAAUACACUUAAGAGCAUGAUCUCUAAAUUACCUGUAUUUCUCAGCUAGCAGAUGUUGAACUAGCAAAGCAAAGCAAAUCAUGCUAAGUACACAUUGAAAAAACAAUCAGUAUUUGUGAUGCUGACAAGGCAAGGACUAUAAAAUAAAGGCCUUGAUGAAACUGUUAUGAGAUGAGUUACUCUAUACACAGACCAUUUAAUUUUAGCAGUCUAUCCAAGGAAAAUAUAAUCCAUGAAAAUAUGACUUAUAAACAUAAUAACUAUUUUAGUUCACUAAGGAGAUUAGUCAGGAAUUAUCUUGAUGACUCACAGUUCUUCCCAUCUUUGCAUCAGCAAGCUACUCUUGAAUUUCACCCAAUUGUUAAGCACAGUUUAUAAAAACUAUAUAUAUGCUGCUUGUUAAUUUAAAUAUUCAAUUUUUGAACUGGCUCAUUACAUUACCUAAAUUUGGCUUCAAGAAUGAGUUAUAUAAAUGGGCGCAGUGGCACAGGCCUGUAAUCCCAGUGGCUUAGCAGGCUGAGACAGGAGGAUCUUGAAUUCAAAGCCAGUCUCAGCAAAAGCCAGGCACUAAGAAACUGAGUGAGACCUUGUCUCUAAAUAAAAUAUAAAAUAGGGCUGGGAAUGUUGUUCAGUGGUCUAGUGCCCUCAAGUUCAAUCCCUGAUACACCCCCACCCUCCGAAAAAAAAAAAAAGAAUGAGUAAUUAGUUAUUAUAGAGGUACUGAAACAUUUAGCACAAUCACUAUAAAUUUAAUUUGCUUUUUCAGUAGCUGGCUUCAUGUGCACUUCAGAGAAGAAUUUAGUGUAAAAACUGUACAAUUUUUUAAAUGUCAAAUUUCAAGAAACCCUUAAAAUGGGCCCAAAAUUGUCUAAUCGUCUCAUACAAAAUUAGAAUAGUUUCUGGUGCAGGGUUGUUUUUUUUCCCCCAAUAAUUUUGACAAGACCACUUUAUUUAGCUGAACCUGAUAAUGAAUAGUAGAAAGGCAUGACCAUGAAAAUUCCAAGUCUCUAAGAGAGUAACAAUUUGACCAUAAUAAUCUAGUCUUGUUCUGCACAAUUCCUUCAUAAUUUUUUACAGCAUCCUCUAUUUGGGGCCACAAGGCCAUUCACAGCAUAGCAGGAAUAAUCCUGACCAUCUCUAUGAUCAUUUAAAGUAUGGAACCUUUUACUGUGCACAUAGUCAUUCUGUCUCUGUCAUGAAAAUUUUACAUUUACCAUUUGAAACUUAAAGGAAAAUGUACACAAUGUUUUAUUGGCUUUUUAUUUUAUACCUUGAAAUUCAUCAACUCAUCAUUCUGAUAUCUAAAAGGAUUCCAAAAAUUAUUACAGGUUGUAGCUACAAAUCAGUUUAGUGCUUUUCAAUAUAAUAAGGUAGAAAUCAUAGUAAAUAUGGUGUACAUGAAAACAAGAUUCUUUUCUUAAUGGAAUGCAUUUUUAUACCUUUAUAAGACAUGUUUUCCUCUGAUGAUUUUUUUAUUCAUGUACUACAAAUAGUAACAUUGCAAUGUUGUUUUAUUCUAUUAUAAACUUUUCAUUAAUAAGCAUGCACACUACCAACUGUCUCAAUUUAAUUAAUUUUAAGAUUAAACUUACAGCCUCACUCCUAUUUAAAAAACAUUAAAAAUUGAACUACCACAGAGACACAGCUGUUGUUGCUAAAUAUUUCAAAAGAAAAGUGACAUAUACUCUUCUAUAACAAAGAUAUUUAGACCUCAAGUGUAAAAUCCUUAACAAUUUAAAUAUAAGGUAAGAAAAAUCUAAAGAAACUUCUCCCAGAAAUUGAGCCAGGAGGUACAAAAAUCCCAAGCUAGUAGCUACAUUACCUGUUUUUCAUCUACAUUUUUGUAGAUGCUGCAUUCAUAUCUCUUGUGUCCCUCUAUUAUACAUACUUAAAAGUUCACUUUUUUUGUUAACAAGAUGAAUUCUUUCAAAUUAGAAACAUAUAGGGAGUCAACUUUUCUAGACAAAGGUCCAUAAUUCUAUGAUGUUUUGCAAUAUAUGUGAUUCUCUGAGGGAAUCAUUUGAAUUGAUCAUGUCUUAAUUUUCAAACCAUAAUAUUUUGCCUCAAAAUCACAUCUGGAUCAAAUCUUCUCUUUCUUAUCAAUGGAAUUCUAAAAUACUAUUUAGGGUCCAGUUGUGUGGCUCAGUGGUAGUAUACUUACCUAGCAUUUUUGAGACCCUGGGUUCAAGUGCUAGUACCACAAAUACUAACAAUUACAAUAAAAAUGAUAAUAAUAAAAAACUAUUCAAACUGUAUUUGAAUAACAGCUAUUUGUCAACACUUCUUCCAAAAUACAACUGUUGGUGUUAAAAUUGCAUUUUAACAUUUUAGCAUUAAGUAGUUUUCUCAGUAAUUUUUUAUUGAUCACACAUAAGCAAAAUAAGAGAAGAAUUUUAAAGAUUAUAGAGUAUUACUUAAAAAACAAAGUGUGGUUCUCAAUUCUUCUGAUAUACACCAGAACUCGGAGCCACUUUAUAAACAUACACGUAUAUAUUUGAUUCCAACAUAUAUCAGAUACACACACAAUUCCAACAUAGAUUGUAAUUCAAUCAUCAAUUAAAUAACUAUUCAUUGAGCACCUUGUGUGUGUUGAGCACUGUGCACUAUGCUGAAUUCAGUAUCUUUGAGGUGAGACAUGAAAUCUUGCAUUACUGACAAAGUUUAACAAAUGAGAGAACUGAUGUGAACACAUACAAGCCUAUUCUUUUAAUAAGGCUUGAUUUAAUGCUGUUAAAAAUUCAUAAUUUUUUUCUUUCUUCAAGCAACCCAUUUCAGUUGUCUCCAUUUACAUUCUUGGAAUCAGAAAUAAACCUUUGAGCUUUCCCCCCAAUGUCAGAUCCUUCAUCAUUACAUUAUCUACAUUUUCCUAACACCCAUACAGCAACAGUAGCUCAUUACUCUGAGGGCAGCCUGGUCCUUUUCUGUAUGACAGAAAAGUUCAUCCUCAUCAAUAAAUUGGUUUACUGUCUAAGAAACAAAUAAGUCUAUUCUAUUCUCAUCAGACAAUCCAUAAUAUAUUUUCUAAUGUCUCCUGCCUAUGUUUAAGCUCAAUAUUAUUUUAAAUCAGGUAUCACUAGCUUUAUUCUUAUUUAAGUAAUUCAUUACAACACUUCAAGUAUUAAACACUGAUGAGGUAUUUUCAGGUUUAUAAAACAUUGAAACAUAAAAUUAAUCAUCUACAUAAAUAUAAAUUGGUUUUAAAAAGUCUAUAUAAAUUAUUUGCAGUAAUUUUAAAUAUUUUCCUGCAAUCUAGCAAUAAUUUUUAAAAUAAAUAUUGAAAAAUGUAAUUCAGAUAUGAAGAUACAAUAUAAAACCCUACAAAGUAGAAUAAAAUUUUAAAAACUAUCAUCUCCACACAAUACAUAUUUUUACAACAAAACUAUAGUAAAAAAUAAUGAAUUGUUAUUUUAAUAGUGGAUUUUUCUAUGGGGUGGUUUUAGUAAAGAUGCCUUCAGGGAACUCCACUUAUUUUCUAGCCUGGCUUGUAUGUGAGAGGUAAGGAGUUGCAACUUAAAGCCAAGCAAGGAUAUUCAAACAUAAAGCUGCACUUGAAUAUGCUUAAAUAAUUUUGCACUCUUUCACUUUUAUCUCUAUGAAUUAUGCAAAAGCUUUUCCUUAAGUUUCCAUUUUAAUGUAUGAUAGAUGAUAGCACUGGGGGAAAAGUAGAAUGAAGUACCUUGAUGUUCUCUGGAUACAAUGUGCUGUGAAAAACAAAACAAAAAGAAAAUGCACCACAUAUUUUCCAGGGAGUAUCUCAACAUGAUACACAGUGACUUCAUUACUGGUGAGACAAUAUGUUUAAAAGAUUACCCCUGAAAAAAUACUGCUAUUUUAUGAUGUUAGCUAUUUUUCUGUAGAUCUAAAACUUGUCUUCCUGAGUCUGAUAUCUGUUUUCCUGUCCAGACUGGUGUCAUAUUUUUUCAGAAAAUUAUACUAAAAAUAUAUUUUAAAAUUUAUGCACGAUUUUAUCAACUUAAUUUUCAUUAUAUUAUCUUUAGUUCAAUUCUGCAACUAACCAGCUCUAUAAUGAGUCAUUAACCCAUGAACAUUAUAUGAUAUUUAUCAUGUAACUGCAGAUAAUUUGAUCAAAAUCAAUAAAAGUUAACACUUUCCAAGACUA
Messenger RNA from Ictidomys tridecemlineatus (thirteen-lined ground squirrel), 9638 nucleotides. It is a transcript of the gene Glra3, whose product is annotated as glycine receptor alpha 3. Gene Ontology annotation, cellular component: postsynaptic membrane; plasma membrane. The record is from RefSeq and is a predicted model, not a curated record. Lineage: Eukaryota; Metazoa; Chordata; Mammalia; Rodentia; Sciuridae. Gene Ontology annotation, biological process: chloride transport; monoatomic ion transmembrane transport. Gene Ontology annotation, molecular function: extracellularly glycine-gated chloride channel activity; transmitter-gated monoatomic ion channel activity; transmembrane signaling receptor activity.